CUUUUUUCCCUGAUGCUUCGUCGUCUCCUCUAUACGACUGCACGCAGGCAUAAUGACAGCAUCCCGUCUAUGAAUAAUCUGACGGACGUCCUCCUUCAGACCCACGAAGACCAGCAAACCGCCAAAGACGAAGAGGCAAAAGGAGCGGCAACAGAAACCAUCCAGCCUAUACGCAAUUACAAGAACUUUGAACCCAACGAUUUCAUACGGCCCUGGGAUCUCAGUCUGGAAGGACGAACAUUGACGCCACCUCGAGCUACUCGUAGACUGACUACAGCACCCAGAACACGCGACGCCCGGUCAGCAGACGUGUUUUAUAACCUGGGAAUCGACCCUCUCAAACUGGCUCUUCAUCCAGGCGUCCUGGACCCAUUCAUCACCGAACUAGCUAUGAUUUUACCACGUAGAACCACAGGCCUUACAUCCAAGAGCCAACGGAGAGUAGCUAAAGCCAUUCGACGCGCGAAGAUGAUGGGAAUUAUGCCAUUACACUCUGAACCUACCGAACUUUUCUAA
Molecule: messenger RNA, 516 nt
Organism: Mycena indigotica
Lineage: Eukaryota; Fungi; Basidiomycota; Agaricomycetes; Agaricales; Mycenaceae
Product: Mitochondrial ribosomal protein s18
Exons: 3
Coding region: 13-516 (167 amino acids)
Biological process (GO): mitochondrial translation
Cellular component (GO): mitochondrial small ribosomal subunit; ribosome
Molecular function (GO): structural constituent of ribosome; small ribosomal subunit rRNA binding
Source: RefSeq, a predicted model, not a curated record